Molecule: messenger RNA, 4099 nt
Organism: Girardinichthys multiradiatus
Lineage: Eukaryota; Metazoa; Chordata; Actinopteri; Cyprinodontiformes; Goodeidae
Product: caspase recruitment domain-containing protein 11-like
Exons: 25
Coding region: 450-3902 (1150 amino acids)
Biological process (GO): regulation of apoptotic process
Molecular function (GO): protein binding
Source: RefSeq, a predicted model, not a curated record
UUGGGGAAAUGAAUAAGACAGAAAUUAGACUUGUAGUUAAUUUUAAAGGUGGUUUAUCCGUAUCUGAUCACAGCAGCAGCAGCAGUGGAGCGGCGCUCUUCCUUUCGCAGCACUACAAAGAGCUUAUUUCCAUCUGAGCUCAACCCGCCCACCUCCGCUGUCUGCUUCUCCGAGCGACAGUUUCUCUCUGUUUCAGUCUGUGUCCACCUCAACCUGAGACUCCGUGGGGCCACAGCCGCCGAGCUCGGUCUGCUUUAUCCUAACACCCGCUCCUGGAGUCGGAUACAUGGAGACAACCUGAGCGGAAAAAGUCUCUUUUUCUUGCGGACCACAUACGCUUCUCCGGGGUUUUUUUUUUUUUUUUUUUUUAAGAAAAACCGAAAACUACUAGAACAUCUGUUGAUUUCCGGUGAACCUUUGGAUAUCUCCCGCAUGUCAGGCUGUGAGAGAUGGAGAACGGGACAAUGGAGGACAUGGAUGUGCUGUGGGAGAAGGUGGAGUGCAAGCGGUACGAGCUGUGUCGCAACAUCACUCCGGCGAAGCUCACCCCCUACCUCCGUCAGUGCAAAGUGCUGGACGAACAGGACGAGGAUGAGAUUCUUAACUCCCUGCUGCUCCAGGCGAAGGCAAACCGCACAAGUCGCCUACUUGACAUCCUUCGCACUAAAGGAGAGCGAGGGUAUGUGGCCUUUUUGGAGAGUCUGGAGUUUUAUUACCCUGAACUUUACAAGUCGGUCACAGGCAAAGAUCCCACAAGACGCUUCUCCACCAUCGUAGUUGAGGAGGGUCAGGAGGGUUUGACCCAGUUCCUCAUGAACGAAGUGGUGAAACUUCAGAAGAAUACCAAAGUCAAGACCCUGCAGAACACAGAGCUCAGCAGGAAGACCCGCACGCUGGAAGACGAGUAUAAGAAGCUACGCUUAGCUAAUCAGGAGCUUCAAGCCUUUCAGCAGAGAUACAACAAGCUAAGAGAGGAGAGGAACACCUACAGCGACGAGCUGCUGAGGGUAAAAGAUGAAAACUACAAACUGGCCAUGAGGUAUGCCACGCUGAGCGAGGAGAAGAACAUGGCUGUGAUGAGGAGCCGAGACCUGCAGCUUGAGAUCGAUCAGCUGAAGCACAAGCUGAACAAAGUGGAGGAAGAGUGCAAGAUGGAGAGGAGGCAGAGUCUCAAGCUAAAGAACGACAUUGAAAACCGACCGAAGAGAGAGCAGAUCUUUGAGCUGGAGAGGGAGAACGAAAUGCUCAAGAUCAAACUGCAGGAACUUCAGUCUAUCAUACAGCCUGGCCCCUUACCUGCGUCAGACAAGGCCAUUCUUGACAUCUUGGAGCACGACAGACAGGAAGCUCUGGAUGACAGACAGGAUCUGGUCAACCGCCUCUACAACCUGCAUGAAGAAGUUCGCCAGGCAGAGGAACUACGAGAUAAGUACUUGGAGGAGAAGGAGGAGCUUGAGCUAAAGUGCUCCACCCUUCAGAAGGACUGUGAAAUGUAUCGCAACCGCAUAGACACUAUCUCAACACAGUUGGAUGAGGUGGAGAAGGAAAGGGACCAGGCAUUUCGAGCCAGAGAUGAAGCCCAGCACCACUUCUCUCAGAGCCUCAUCGACAAAGACAAAUAUCGUAAGCAGAUCAGGGAACUGGAGGAGAAGAGUGACGAGCUCCAUAUUGAGAUUGUACGCAAAGAAGCCAAGCUGGUGACACUAGAGAGUCGCCUUCGACGGAUGUCCAAGGAUAUUCCCCUGGACCAGAGUUUACCGAGGGACAUGCCCCUACCCAUCAUAUCUCAUGCGGCUGAGGAUAAACAAGAAUGGUCCAGCGACGAGUCACCUGAGGACAAGUGCCCGUCUGAGGAGCCACGACUCAAACGUAGGCCCAACCUUAAAGCGGGGAUCCGAGCUAAAUCUCCAGUUUCAGUGUUCAAAGAGCUUCACAUUAACUCAGACGCCAGCCAACGUCCAAUCAACGGUGGAGAUUUCCUGGAUAUUCAGACGCCAAACAUCAACGGCAACAACAACUCUCUCCCUCCCUCACCCAGCUGCCCAGUGUCCCCCACGUGCCCUUUGUCCUCUGCUCCCCCACUUUCCUCUGCUCCGUCACCCCUUCCACACAGCAUAGUUGUGGAGCAGCACAGACAAAAUAUGCUCCGUUACCGUAAUGACAGCAUCCAGUCCAUCGUGGCAGAGCCUCCUGAGAAGGCAUCGCUGUAUCGCCGAGAGAGGGAAAAGGAACAUGACUUCCAGCCCCGCAGCCUCUCUGACUUUGAUAGCGACAACAUGGAAAUGGAGUGUGAAGAUGGCCCUAAUUCUGUGAUCUCAUCAUCCUCCUCUCAUCAAUCAGAGGGUAUGGACGCAUAUGAUCUGGAGCAGGUCAACAAUAUCUUCAGGAAAUUCUCUUUGGAGAGGCCGUUCCGCCCGUCUUUGUCCUCCUUCUCUAGGAUUAGCUCCACCAUAAAACCGGUGCAGGAGCUGCCGUUGCAAGGCGACAACCUCCUGAAGGACAUCACGCUGGUCGGUGGCAAUGAGAGCGGGAUUUUCAUCUCAAUGGUUCAGCCUGGAUCCAACGCAGAGAGAGCAGGGCUGCGAGAAGGCCACCACCUCUUGCUGCUUGAGGGGUACAUAAGAGGGGAAAACCAAAACAUUUCAUUGGAUACCAGUACUCAGGAAGAAGCCCACUGGACAUUGCAGCACUGCUCUGGAACAAUCAAGCUGCACUAUCGAGCCAGUUUGGAUUCAUAUCGCCGGCUCCAGAGCAAUCUGUCCGACGGCACGUUAGCAUCAGGGGACUCCUUUUACAUCAGAGUCAACCUCAACAUCUCUGGACAGUCAGACAGCUGCUCUCUGAGUGUGCGCUGCGAUGAGGUGGUGCACGUUCUGGAUACCAGGUACCUGGGCCGCUGCGAGUGGCUGUGCGUGCGUGUGGACCCUUACACUGGCUUGGACCUGCCUGAGCGUGGCACCAUACCCAGCAACUCUAGAGCUCAGCAGCUUCUCCUGGUAAAGAUUCAGAAGUUCGUGUGUCGAGGUGGCAAAGAAGAAUGUGAAGGCCAUCGCAACAGCAGAGCUAAUUUACAGCCAGAAGAGGCCGGCUCACCUCCUGAUCCUAAAGCCAGCCCUCGUUUGUCCAGAGCCAGCAUCUUCCUCAGUCAGAUCCUGCAGUUUGUCAGCAGGGUGGAUAUCAAGUACAAGCGACUGAACAGCAACGAGCGUGUGAGGAUCAUCAACUCAGCCAACGCAACACUAGCAAGGCAAAGCUUUGAGUUGGCCAGACAAGAAGAUGCUGCUGACCCAGACAACGAGCUGAGCAGCAGUUUGAACCUGAUCCCUUACAGUCCUGUCACCCCUCAGCGGACCCAAAGGCGAAGACCAGUUCUGUUUACUCCAGCAGCACUGGCCAAGACCAUUAUUCAGAAAAUACUGAACAUGGGUGCAGCCAUGGACUUCAACAUCUGCAAACCGGAUACGCUGUCUAAGGAGGAGUUUCGUCUGAAACAGAACGUGGAGCCCUUCAUUCACUACAAGGAGAAACAGGCCACAUUCGAAUGUAUCACCCGGGAAAACAUUGAAGCUGUCGCAGCCAAAGGUAAACACUGCCUGCUGGAGGCCGAGCUGAGCUGUGUCAAGGACCUUCUACGGAGAGAGAUCUAUCCCAUCAUUGUUUACGUCAAGAUCUGUGAGAAAAAUGUCAAGAAGCUAAGGAAGCUGCCUCUGCGCGUGGAGUCGGAAGAUAACUUUGUGAGGUUGUGUCGUGCGAAAGAAAAGGAACUAGAGGCCAUCCCUUGCCUGUACACCACCCUGGAGCCCGACUCCUGGACGGGGACGGAGGAUCUGAUAGGGGUUAUCAAAGACAGAAUUCUGGAGGAGCAGAAGAAGACCAUCUGGGUGGAACAGGACCUCUUGUAGGCCUCUUGUAUUCUAGUCUGUACAUUUAAAUACGUGUGUAGCUAAAUGUAGUAACCCAAACAACUGUAGCUCUUAUGUUAUAUUUAUAGUCAGAGUCAAAAAGGCUUAAAGUGUCUUAAAGACCCAAAUAAAUGCAUUAUGUAUUUUGUAAAAUUGUAACUCAGUUUCUAAAAAUAAAUGGAUUCAAAACCCUUAAA